CAAAUUAAAUGAAAAAUAAAUACAAUAAAAGAAAAAAUAAAGAAUAAACUGGAAAAGUGGAUAAAAACAUAUAAACAUUUUUUAAUUUCAGAAUCCUGUUAAAUGUAUUUACAACUGAGAAUAUCCAUUAUCCUAGAUAUCAACCUUUCAGAAAAUGUUUCUACUUUAUAAUAAGAACUUUAAAAAUUUAACAAAUUUUUUUAAGAAAUAAUUCAAAAUAAAAUAAAACUUUAUUAAAAUAAUACAAAAACAAAAAUAAAUUACAAAAACAUACGACAGGGUCUAGAAAAGUAUUUAAAAGAAAGUUAAAAAAAUGUUCUUCAAAAAUCCCAAACGUCCUAUGCUGGCCCUAACGCUAGCCCUCAACAUAUUGCUGUUUCACACACCCUCUUCACAGGCCAAUGAAUUACUAAACUCAACUUUAAUCCCCGAAACAUUGGCCUCCACUAGCAAUAUUACCAUCUUGCAUGAGGUCCAUGAGGAGGGGUUUUCUACCAAAAAAGAUAAACCCUUAAAUCCGGAAGUAUUACCUCUAAAGCCUGUAAAAAAGAAACCUUACACACCCUUGGAAAAAUCUUCUUCUAUAUACGAGAAAUCUAAACCCGUUAAAGACUUGGAUCUACAUCCUGUUAUCUUUGAUUUCAACUUAGGUGACUUAGAGGAUUUGGAACAUGAGGCCUAUAAGAAAAAAGAUUUAAGCAAUGAAGAGAAACUAUUGUUAAAGGAUGCCCCCACUAUAGCAGAUGUUUCCACCUUAACCUAUUCGGAGAUAAUAAAGACUCCCGAUUCAGAUUCCCUACAAGACGAUUUAAAUGUCCAAGUGGACUUUGUAGCCAGCACUAUGGAGUCUGCCAUAAAAUCUUCUUCUCCCAGCUCCAUUUCUAGCACAACAGCGAUUCUGACUCCCUCUACCUUACCCUCCUCCUAUGUGGUCACUGUUAGUCCUCAUAUAUUCAAGAUAAUGAAAUCAAAAUCUAUUAAAAAAGGCCGUGAGUUGCUAAAGCACGAGGACUUGCAUAAGGGCUUAAAUAAUCACAACAGUUUAGAUCAUUAUUUAACGCCUCCUGAUACUACCGAGCACAAUGCUACAGCAGAGAGUCGUCAAAUGGCUAAUGUUUUUCAGAUCUUAACAAAUUUGUAUGAUCAUUUCUAUUGGCAGCCUUCGGAUAUAAGAAAUAAAGUUUCUACCGGUUGCGGUCUCGAAUUGCAGGCCUAUUUGACAGCGCUGCAUGGAAACUAUCAUUGGGCACAAAGGGCCUAUGAUUCGUCCGGUCGCUAUAGAGGUCAGUUAUUCUUUGGCAACGACAAAUGGUUGGGUCAAAAACAAAACUGCUAUGAACUCAAUCGCCAGCUAGAUCCCGAGAAACGUAAACAUUUCGAAUUUGAGUUCUACACCGCGGUAGUGACCUUCAAUUUAGCUUUGCCUGAACUUUUGCAAUUUAAUUUGCAAAUAGGCGAGUGUUUACCCAAAUCCUGUACUGCCCUCGAUGUACAACACAUUCUUGAAAUGGAUCCUCAUGCGCAAAUGCUGAUCGCUUUAAAUAGCUCUCAGUUGGCACAAGUGAAAAUCUUAAGAGUACGCACAGUGCCGGGUAUAUACAGUUAUUGGCGGGAAUUACGUUUUCAAAUAUUUGCCAGUUUUUUGCUAACAUUGAUACUACUGGUAAUAGCGGCCACUUGGUUUCAGUCUAAACUUACACAGAGUCAAAUAAAUCAAGCUCCCAUAGCGGUAAUUAGCGGUUCUAAAAUAGAGCAGCCUGUAAUCCAUCAUAUAACCAGUGAUAAUGGCAAAACCUUUGAAUUAUAUCAAAUGUCCAAUCUAAAUGAGAACAAUAAUGUUGUGGAAAUGGAAACAGAAGUGAAUGGCAAGAAAUCUUCCAGUUCUCAAACACAAUACAAUAUGCCACAGGAUAUGAAUACGAAUGGAAAUGGUUGCUCGAGUCAUGCUCAAGAUGUGGAAUAUCGUAUAGAGACUACAAAUAAUGCGGCAGCGGGCGGCACGUAUGAGACAAAGCAGCCUUUGGGUCUUCAUGAACAACUGCUAUUGUGUUUUGCCUUUCAAACUAAUGCCAGCACUAUUUUGAGUAUAGAUCAACAGAAAGAGACACAAACAUCCUGUGUUCAUGGUUUACGCGUCAUCUCCGUUUUAUGGACCAUAAUGGUGCACACAUACUUGCAAAUGUUUAAUAUUGGAGAAAAUCGAUUCAGACGCAUCAUGGUCGAACGUUCACCUUGGUAUCAAAUUGUUGGCAAUGCCACAUUUUCCGUUGAUACAUUUUUCUUUAUAAGUGGUUUUUUGGUAACAUUAUUAUAUUUGAAGAGCAUGAAAAAGGAUGCCGAGGAUUCAACCAAAUAUAUGAAAAAAGGCUUUGUCGAUACCGUCAUAUUGGUGGUGUACCGAUACAUACGUUUAACGCCCGCUUAUUUGUUUGUGAUAUUUUUCAAUGAUUUUGCCUUAAGACAAACUUUCGAUGGUUCGGUCUUCCAGCCCACUGUUCUACCAAACACCUGCAGCAAAUAUUGGUGGCGCAACAUAUUGUAUAUAAAUAAUUUUUAUCCAUUAACUGAAAUCUGUAUGAUAUGGAGCUGGUACAUGGCUAAUGAUAUGCAAUUCUAUAUAAUGGCUACCUUGUUAUUGAUACUGUCAGCUAGAUAUUUCAAAACCAUGGUCCUUACUAUUUGCACUUUUCUGGUUUCUUCCUGGGGAGUAUCCGGAUUAAUAUCUCUACGUUAUCACUAUACACACAAAGUGGCGAAACCCUUUGAAUCAUUUGAUUUCCUCUAUGACAAACCAUGGCAAAGAGUGGGUCCCUAUAUAAUGGGCAUGUUGGCUGGUUAUAUAAUAUUCAAAGUACGCUCUCCCCCUAAAAUAUCGCAACGGGUAAAUAAUUUACUGUGGGUUUUGAGUUUGGGCUUGAUUAUAGUGAUAAUAUUUGGGGUGUGGCAGGGGGAACUUAAUGAGGUGACCACAGCGUUUUAUGUGAGCAUAGGUCAUACAGCCUUUGGCUUCGGUUUAAUUUGGGUGGUCUUAUCCUGCUGUUGGAAUCUUUCGCCCACCAUGAAUCGCAUACUAUCCUACCGCUGCCUAUGGCCCUUAUCACGUCUUACCUAUUGUACCUAUUUAAUACAUCCCGUUAUAAUGCUAAUCACAGCCUAUCGCAUGGAUGGCACAAUUCAUCUGAGUAAUGUUUUUAUAUUGAUUAUAUUUCUGGGAAAUGCGGUGGUCUCUUUCAUAGUGGCCUUUUUCAUAUCGGUGGUAUUUGAGGCACCGGUUAUACGGUUGCUUAAGAUCAUUUUUCGUAAAUAGAAAAAGUUUGUAGUUUGUUUGUAAAUAGAAUAUUAUACUUUUUUGAAAUUCUAGUGACUGUUUUUUAUAAUAAUUUAGUAGCAUUUAAGUUGUAGUACUUUAAAUAAAGGUUAGAGGUGGUUUAGUUUUAAGAUUAUCGGAUUUAACCAAAUGAUUUUAUAUUCUUGCCUUUAUAUAAUUAAGUUUAUUUUAGUUUUAAAAUAUCCUUUGUAAAUAUUUUACUUUUUUUUUUUCUUGAACAAUUAAGUAAUAUGUGUAUUAUUUUGUUUAAUAGUUAUAUAAAAAUAAAUUUAUAUUUAAGUC
Messenger RNA from Lucilia sericata (common green bottle fly), 3610 nucleotides. RefSeq lists its product as uncharacterized. Gene Ontology annotation, molecular function: acyltransferase activity, transferring groups other than amino-acyl groups. Bases 314 to 3307 code for a protein of 997 amino acids. The record is from RefSeq and is a predicted model, not a curated record. The transcript has 9 exons. NCBI's taxonomy places the organism in Eukaryota, Metazoa, Arthropoda, Insecta, Diptera, Calliphoridae.